AGUGACGCUCAAGUUGUCUAAAGGGGAACAUACUUACUGAACAGUUGAUUAUGGCUGGCAGACAGGCAGUUAAAGCGUACUUGGAUCUCCUAUCGCAGCCAUGCAGGGCUCUACUAAUAUUCCUGAAACACAACAAAAUACCUCAUUCGGUGGAACUUAUUGCGUUACGAAAAGGGCAGCAUAAAACACCUGAAUUCACCAAACUCAACCCAAUGCAAAAAGUGCCAGUGUUGGAUGACAAUGGAUUCGUCCUUACUGAGAGUGAUGCCAUAUUGAAGUAUCUGGCAACAACCUACAAUGUCCCUGAUCACUGGUACCCCAAACUGCCAGAGAAGAGAGCCCGAGUGGACGAGUACGCAGCCUGGCAUCAUGUGAACACACGUUUGCACGCUUCCACAGUCUUUCUGCAAGAGGUUAUAUUUCCAAUGAUGGGACAGCUGAAAAAUGACGCAAAGUUUGAAAAGGCACUGAGAGACCUGGAUGGCACACUGGACAUGCUGGAAAACAUGUUUCUGAAGAGACAGGCCUUCCUGUGCGGUGAUGACAUCUCAUUGGCUGACCUGUUAGCAGUUUGUGAGAUCAUGCAGCCGAUGUGCAGCGGGAGGGACAUUCUGAAGGACAGACCCAAACUACUGAGCUGGAGGAGCAGAGUCCAGUCAGCGCUGUCAGACUCCUUUGAUGAAGCUCACUCUGUUGUCUAUCAAAUAAAGCAGAAGCUCUCAGCUAAACUGUAAAAAAAUCAACUCUCUAUUCACAACAGUUAAUUGUAUAAGAUUAUAUGCCACAAAUUAUUUAUUUAAUAUGACUAACAUGAAAAGCUGUUGUAAUUUACUUUGUGGGAUUAAGGAUGCAUCUACGUUUGCUCAAGAUCAUGUUUGAUUAAUAUAUGGCUUGAAAAGUUUAGUGAACAUUUUUGUUCCCAUAGUUUUUGCCUUUUCAAAUAUCUACACAAUGUGGUAGUGUGGUUUGCUAAAUGAAUAAACCUAAUGGUUUGUGAUGAUUUAAAUAUAAGUGAAGGAGCAGAAAAUGUAAACGCAUUUUAUUGCUGCACAGGCACUGGUGAAAGUGUAUGAACAUCAAGACCCAGGUUUGCUCUUGAAUGAUGUUUGCCUUCUCACUCUUGUGCCUUACAUUUCUGAUGAAAUUGUCCAAUUAAAAUGGUUUCUGUUAAUAAA
This is a messenger RNA of Labeo rohita (rohu), 1175 nucleotides long. It is a transcript of the gene gstt2, whose product is annotated as glutathione S-transferase theta 2. Gene Ontology annotation, biological process: glutathione metabolic process. Gene Ontology annotation, molecular function: glutathione transferase activity. The transcript is spliced from 5 exons. NCBI's taxonomy places the organism in Eukaryota, Metazoa, Chordata, Actinopteri, Cypriniformes, Cyprinidae. The record is from RefSeq and is a predicted model, not a curated record. Bases 51 to 734 code for a protein of 227 amino acids. Gene Ontology annotation, cellular component: cytoplasm.